Molecule: messenger RNA, 957 nt
Organism: Acomys russatus (golden spiny mouse)
Lineage: Eukaryota; Metazoa; Chordata; Mammalia; Rodentia; Muridae
Product: olfactory receptor 4S2
Exons: 1
Coding region: 1-957 (318 amino acids)
Biological process (GO): G protein-coupled receptor signaling pathway
Cellular component (GO): membrane
Molecular function (GO): G protein-coupled receptor activity; olfactory receptor activity
Source: RefSeq, a predicted model, not a curated record
AUGGCCUUAAGGACUUAUGCCAUGAAAGGAGUAAACAAUGUCACUGAAUUCAUUUUCUGGGGUCUUUCUCAGAACCCAGAGGUUGAAGAGGUAUGCUUUGUGGUGUUUUCCUUCUUUUACAUAGUCAUUGUUCUGGGAAACCUCCUCAUCAUGCUGACAGUUUGCUUGGGCAAUCUUUUCAAGUCUCCCAUGUAUUUUUUCCUUAACUUUCUAUCUUUUGUGGACAUUUGCUACUCCUCAGUCAUAGCACCUAAGAUGAUUGCUGACCUAUUAGUGAAAAAAAAAACUAUCUCCUAUGUGGGGUGCAUGUUACAACUAUUUAGCGUUCAUUUCUUUGGUUGCACUGAGAUCUUCAUCCUUACCGUCAUGGCCUAUGAUCGUUAUGUAGCUAUCUGUAAACCCCUCCACUACAUGACUAUCAUGGACCGGGAGAGAUGCAAUAAGAUGUUGCUAGGAACAUGGGUGGGUGGGUUCUUACAUUCUAUUGUCCAAGUGGCUCUGGUGGUGCAGCUCCCCUUUUGUGGACCCAAUGAGAUUGAUCACUACUUCUGUGAUGUACACCCUGUUCUGAAACUUGCCUGCACAGACACUUACACUGUUGGUGUUGUUGUAACAGCCAACAGUGGUACCAUUACACUGGGAAGUUUUGUCAUCUUGUUAAUCUCAUAUACAGUUAUUCUUGUGUCUUUGAGAAAGCAGUCAUCAGAAGGCAGGCGCAAAGCGCUCUCCACCUGUGGAUCCCACAUUGCUGUGGUCAUCAUCUUUUUCGGUCCCUGUACUUUCAUGUAUAUGCGGCCUGACACUACCUUUUCAGAGGACAAGAUGGUGGCUGUAUUUUACACCAUUAUCACUCCCAUGCUGAAUCCUCUGAUAUAUACUCUAAGAAAUGCAGAAGUAAAAAAUGCAAUGAGGAAGCUGUGGACUAGAAAGGUUUCCUGGGAGACUCCUGGGAAGUAG